AUGUCAAGAAAGACCGUGCAAUUGAGUCGUGCAGGACAACCUGCAUCUUAUCAAGAUCAGAUCAGUCCUACGUUAUUCCACCCGCGUUACCCAAAUCUCUCCAAUUCCUCUCCACAGCAGUCAAACUUUCCUUCGCCAAGUCCGAUAUUCUCAAAUAAUCUUGGUUCGCAGCAACAUUACCCUCCUCAACCGGUACCAGAGUGUGCAUCCACUAUGCAAGCUUCAACUUACCCCAGUCCAUACUCAAAUCCCAAUGGAUUCCAAACGCAACAUCAGUUACCACCAUUUGCGCCUGAGAUCGGUAGACACAAUACCCAACACCCUCCUCAAGUUUCCACUCAAUCUCAGCCACAACUGUCUCCUGUGGACCAUUACCCACUGACCCCCGCUACGCCAUCAAAUGCCUCUCCAUUUCUUCGAACACCCUCUAGACUAAGCUCCUCAAUCUCGACCCCAGCUUCUCAGUCAACGCUACAAGCACUUCCUCAAUCCCAGUGUCUAGAAGCUACCGGAAAUUUGUAUCCGCAUAUGCGAACGACCACUCUAAGAUUUUUGCUUGGUGACAAAUAUGUCGAAGAGGAGAAAGGGGAGGGAUGGAGCACUAAGGGACUCUUGAAUAAUGACAAAGCAAAUGGGAAAUCGAUGGACCGGAGAGGAAUGUCUAUUAACUCGACAAAGGAACGAAUUAUACCAGGGAAGGGGUUGGUCAUUGACUUGGUGAGUGAUGAUGAGGAUACCUUGCAGAAGGAAACUCCUCUGGAGGAAGCAUUGAUAAUUGAAAAGAAAAGAACUGCGGCUUUGCUGCAAGAACUAGAGGCAGCGAAAGCGGAGAUAAAUACUUUGACAAAUAAUUAUCAAAAUGAAUGGAAUCAGGUCGAGACCCUACAAAAGCAGAUGAGGGAAAUUCAGGAAAAGGCUAUAAGCGCUCAGAAUACUCUGCCAGAAUUCAUGCCCCGAAUUUAUAGUGCAGACGAAGGGUCAAAAACGGACAGAAGCUAUAAUGAGAUACUUCGAAAGCAGUUGAUUGAUGGGAGGAAGGGAACGAAAAGACUAAAGGAGCUAUUAAACCAUCCGAGUCGGUUUCAAUCAAGCAGUGGAACACCUAUAUCUCAGCCGAAUAAAAUUUCUCAGACUCCCUUCAUGGGAGUCUCCGAGGAACUCAAAAAAGUUUUGAAAAAUGAAGAGCUUAGAUCUCAGUGGUUCAAGAAGCAACUUGCCGAUCCAGAAAUGAUAUAUACGGAACUGGACACGCGCGCAUCCUCAACGAAUGCCGUUAAGGAUACUGCCAAAGCGCUCGAAGUUGAGAGAAGGUUAAGGGAAGUUGCAGAGAGGACUUUGACCCAUGAGAGAGUCUUGACGGGAGAAGGAGAAGAGGCUCCACUAGCUCGGAAAGUUUUGGCAGAACUAAGGGAGGAACGGAAAGUGUUGGAAGAGGUGGGUGAGGAACUUUUGAAUGGGAGAACUCAAAGCCGAUCGGUCGCUGAUGUAUCAUCAUCGGCGAAAAAGCGGAGGCUGAAUCCAACUUUGGAGGAAUUAGGAUUGGAGAGAAAAUCCCUCAAAUUCGAGGGCGGUAAGUGUGGGCAGUGUUUCAAAGACAUUAAAUCCCAAGAUGCCGAUGGCCCAUGUCGAUAUCAUCCUGGAUCAAAAACAUUGCGCUCACGAGCCCUUCCAAGACUCGUCGAACAGCAUGGUGAGAGAUGUUAUAAAGGGAAAUCCGUUGACGAAAUGUUGGCUAUUUACGGGGCAUCCCAUUGGCUUAGCGAUUGGUCCUGGAGUUGCUGUGAACGGAGCGCGGGCGGAGUGGGUUGCUGUAGGGUGCCCACUCAUACAGACCAUUAUGCACGUCGGGUUCCCCAUUAA
This is a messenger RNA of Botrytis byssoidea, 1860 nucleotides long. RefSeq lists its product as uncharacterized. NCBI's taxonomy places the organism in Eukaryota, Fungi, Ascomycota, Leotiomycetes, Helotiales, Sclerotiniaceae. The record is from RefSeq and is a predicted model, not a curated record. Bases 1 to 1860 code for a protein of 619 amino acids. The transcript has 4 exons.